AUGCCGAAGCGCAAAUCCACCGGCGCCGCGGCCGAAACCUACGAGUCGGACGGCGGCGAGGCGCCCCGGAGCAAGAAAGCGAAGGGGGGCGGGGCGGAGAAGGGGGGGAAGAAGGAAGGAGGGGGGAAGAAGGAAGGAGGGGGGAAGAAGGAAGGGGGGAAGAAGGAAGGAGGGGAGUUUUGGGAGGUAUGGACGUCGGCCCUGCUUGUUGGAUGGGUAGUGUGGUGGUGGUUGUUGAUAUUGGCUGACGGUGGGAUGAAAUGGUAG
Molecule: messenger RNA, 267 nt
Organism: Letharia columbiana
Lineage: Eukaryota; Fungi; Ascomycota; Lecanoromycetes; Lecanorales; Parmeliaceae
Exons: 1
Coding region: 1-267 (88 amino acids)
Source: RefSeq, a predicted model, not a curated record